Molecule: messenger RNA, 765 nt
Organism: Leptonychotes weddellii (Weddell seal)
Lineage: Eukaryota; Metazoa; Chordata; Mammalia; Carnivora; Phocidae
Source: RefSeq, a predicted model, not a curated record
AUGCCGUGCCCUCGGCCUCCCUGGCUCCGCCGUCCUCGUGCCCCUCAGGGCUCAGGUCCCAGCUCCCCGAGCUCACUCUCUGCGCCCCGCUCCCCCGGCAGGGAGGAGGGCGAAGACGAUGGCGGCGCGGAGGAGGAGGAGGAAGGGGACGGCAGCCCGGGCUCCGGCCCCAUCCUGACCCCCGCGUCCCCCGGGGAGUGUCUCAUUUGUGUGUCACCCUUCGACGGCGUUUUCAAGCUGCCCAAGCGCCUGGACUGCGGCCACGUCUUCUGCCUCGAGUGCCUGGCUCGCCUGUCCCUGGCCACGGCGGGUGGCGGCGACGCGGUGGCCUGCCCCGUGUGCCGCGCGCCCACGCGCCUGGCCCCGCUGCGCCUCGGCCGCCCGCUGUCCCGCCGCCUUUCCUUUUCCAGCCCGGCCUGGGCCUUCAACGCGGCAGUGGCGCUGGCGGUGCUGGUGGCCGCGGGCCUCGUCGUCUCGGGCGUCUACAUCUUCUUCCUCAUCCCCCACGCCGCCUCCUCCGACCCCGUGCGGCCCCAGCUCGUGGCGCUCGCCCCGGCGCCCGGGUUCUCCUGGUUCCCGCCACGGCCCGCACCGGGGACACCCUGGACGCCGCGCCCCAUGGGCCCUGACCAGGACAGCGCCCUGCCAGGGGCUGCGGAGGACGUGCUGGAGCCCGAGGAGGGCUCCGAGGACACAGCGGAGGCUGAGGGGAUGCUGGACAGGCCCCCGGAGGGCACGUGGGGGGCAGAGGCUGGCCCGGGCUGA